UGGUAACAUAAUUUGAUAGUCCUUAGACGUGGGGGGUAAGACGAAAGCCGAAGACAGGGUAAUAGUAGUUUGAUGGAGAGGGGCGAGAAACAAAGCACAAAAUAAAAAGCAGCUGGAAUUGGUGCAUCAGAUCGGGUGUGGGUGUGAAAUAGAUCCGAUGGAGUGGUUUCCAUUGCAACAUCUGGAUCUGCGGGGUCACAAGCACAAGCAUAAGCAGCACCAGCAGUCGCCUCAAUGCGGGGCAUUUCAUCACUCGCAGGCUUUGUUUGCAGCAGCCCUUGACAAGUACAUUCUUGAAUUUGAUGCUUUAACUGGAUGUAAGCUGUCGACCAUAGACAUUGGGGCACCAGUUGUACAGAUGUCCUACAGUCCAGCAGGUGGCCAUAUUGUAAUUGCAGUGCUCGAGGAUGGCACAAUCAGAUCAUGUGAUUUCGACACAGAGCACACCUUUGUGUUAUACUCUCCAGAAAAGAAAGCAGAUAGGUUGAGUUCAGGCACAGAAGUGCAUAUUGCUUUAACUCCUCUUCAACCAGUAGUAUUUUUUGGACUUCACCGACGCUUGAGUGUAACGGUUGUAGGAACUGUGGAAGGUGGAAGGCCCCCUACGAAGAUAAAGACAGAUCUGAAGAAACCAGUUGUCAAUCUUGCUUGUCACCCACGGAGCCCACUCUUGUAUGUUGCAUAUGUAGAUGGUUUGGUCAGAGCUUACAAUAUCCAGUCAUUUACUGUUCACUAUACCCUCCAGAUUGAUAAUUCUAUCAAGCUGCUUGGUGCUGGAGCUUUUGCAUUCCAUUCAACUUUGGAGUGGGUUUUUAUUGGUGAUAGAUCUGGAACUCUUUUAGCAUGGGAUGUGUCUGUGACAGCCAGACCAAAUAUGAUUGGAAUUACACAAGUGGGUGAAGCUCCAAUUGUUGCAGUUGGGUGGCAUUCUAUGCAGCAAUUUCUCAUUACACUCUCUAAGGAUGGCUCUUUAAAUGUGUGGAGGACUCGCGUCAUAAUCAAUUCAAACAAGCCACCCAUGCGUGCUAACUUCUUUGAAGCUGCUGGAAUUGAAUCAAUGGACAUGGGUAAGAUACUUUCUCAGCAAGGUGGAGAGACAGUGUAUCCACUUCCACGUAUCAAGGAUUUUCUUCUUCAUCCUAAGUUGAAUUUAGCUACAGUCCUUUUCUUGAAUGAUGCAAUAGGAGAUGAUUUAAAACUCAAAGGUGUCUCUUUUUCCCGAGAAGCCAGGAAACAACUUUUUGCAGUUCUGCAAAGUGCAAGAGGAUCACCAGGUCCUGUUCUUAAGGAAAAGCUGUCAUUAUUGGGUUCCACUGGCAAUUUAGCGGGUCAUCAUCUGCAGUUGCAGCUGCAGGUACAACAGGCCAAGGGUCAAAAUCAGCUUACUGCCUCAGAUAUUGCUCGGAAAGCAUUUCUUCAUAGCCAUUUGAUUGGGGGACAUGCGAAAAUUGGGCCAGUAUUGUGUUUGCCACUUCUUAGUAUUGCAGAUAAAAACCAUCCACUUAGGGACAUUCCUGUAUGCCAGCCUUUUCAAUUAGAUCUCAAUUUUUUCAACAAGGGGCAUCGAACUUUGCACUAUCCAGUCAGGGCAUUUUUUAUGGAUGGAUGCAACCUCAUGGCUUAUAACCUAUCCACUGCAGAGUACAAUAUAUAUAAGAAACUUUCUUCAAUGGCUGUUGUUGGGAACGAAUGGAGUCCAAAACGCAUCCUAUAUAGUGCAAAACAGCAUCUUUUUGUUGUUUUCUUUGAAGUUCGUGGUGGACCUAAUGAGGUGGUUCUAUAUAGGGACCUUAUAGAUUCGCAAUCAGUUACUGAAAAAAUGAAUACAACUACAGGUUGUGAUGGUGCUUUGAUUGGCCCUAUGGAAAAUCAAUAUGCCAUUCUUGAUGAUGAUCAUACUAGUCUUACUUUGCAUUUCCUGGAUGUGGGCAUCAGGGAUCCUAUUGUGGAAGGUGUAAAUGGGAGAGUAGAAAAUAAUGGAGCAAUAGAUGCUAACUCAUUCACUGAACCUAAUUCUGUCAAGGAUCAAGCUCCAUUGCAUUUUGUUUUUGAAAAUAAGGUUGAACGGAUUUUUUCUACACCUUUAGAGUCAACAAUUUUGUAUGUUUGUUCUGGAAGCCAUGUUGCAUUUGCCAAGUUGUUCCAAGACACUUACCGGCUUUCUAGAGACAAUGGUCUAUAUCUCUCCACCAAUCCAGAACCAGGAAAGCAUAUCAAGCUUAAAGCCAAUGAGACAGUAAUCCAGGUUCAGUGGCAGGAAACUCAAACGGGCCAAGUAGCAGGCAUCUUAACAACAAGAAGAAUAAUGAUAACCUCUGUAAAUCUGGAGAUUAUAGCAUGCAGUUCAACUACCUUUGAUAAGGGCUUUCCUUCAUUCAGAUCAUUAUUGUGGGUUGGUCCUGCACUUCUCUUUUCCACUGCAACAGCAGUUGGGAUUCUUGGAUGGGACGGGAUACCACGAUCCAUAAUUACAAUAAACACACCUUAUGCAGCACUAGUGGGUGCAUUGAAUGACCGUGUACUGCUGGCUUGUGCAAUGGAGGCAAAUCCUCGACAGAAGCAAGCAGUGGAGAUUAAAACUUGCCUUGUAGGACUUCUUGAACCUCUUCUGAUUGGAUGGGCUACAAUGCAACAAAAGUUUGAGCCAAAGCUUGAUCUUUCUGAGAUAUUGUAUCAGCUGACAUCCAGGUUUGACAGUCUUAGACUUACUCCAAGGUCGGUUGAUGUCCUUGCAAAUGGUCCUCCUGUUUGUGGAGACCUUGCUGUGGCCUUGGCACAAUCUGGUCCCCAGUUCACGCAGGUUCUGCGCUGCAACUAUGCAAUCAAAGCACAUCGUUUUUUGAUGGCUUUAUCUAUAUUGAAGGAUGAAUUCUUGCGUUCAAGGGAUUACCCAGAGUGUCCUCCAACUUCUCGUCUAUUCCAACGUUUUCGGCAACUGGGGCAAGCAUGUAUCAAAUAUGGUCAGUUUGACAGUGCAAAGGAGACAUUUGAAGUUGUCUCUGAUUAUGAGAGCAUGCUUGACUUAUUCAUUUGUCAUCUAAACCCAAGUUCCUUGCGACGGGUUGCUCAGAAGUUAGAAGAUACUGAUGCAGAAUCUGAACUGAGGCGUCAGUGUGAAAGAAUCUUGAGAGUUCGCUCUAGUGGAUGGACACAAGGAAUUUUUGCGAAUUUUGCAGCAGAAAGUAUGGUUCCAAAAGGUCCAGAAUGGGGAGGAGGUAACUGGGAGAUCAAGACUCCUCCCGAGUCAAAGAAUAUACCACAAUGGGAACUCUCUGGAGAAGUCAUGCCAUACAUGAGGACGUCUGCUGGGCCCAUUCCGUCCAUCAUUGCUGAUAAUAUUGGAGUAUACUUAGGAACAACAAAGGGUAGGGGCACUGUCAUUGAUGUCAAAGAGGACAGUUUACGAGAGACAUUUGCAGCAGGUAUGAAUAAUGAAAGAAAGUCUGAGGAAUCAAAUCUCGUUUUAUUUAAUCCUGAACCAAGCCAGUCAAGCAGAUCUGAUGAAGUAAGUGUGAAGCGAACUUCUGUAAGUGGUUCAUCUAGCCUCUCAAAGGCCUUUGAAGUAGACACUGCUAAAGAUGAGCAAACAAAAGCUGCAGAGGAAUUUAAGAAAUCCCUAUAUGGAGCCGAUGACAGUAGUAGUGAGGAGGAUGAGGCAGUAUCGAAAAGAAGAACAAUACGUUUUAAAAUUCAAGAUAAACCUAUCACAGGAACUGUUGAUGUCAACAAAGUUAAGGAGGCUACCAAGCAGUUCAAGCUUGGGGAUGCUUUGCCGCCCCCUGGAAGUAGAACAAGGUCAUCUUCUGGAGGAUCUCAAGAUCUUUCUAUUGUUUUAGCCCCACCUUCGAUCUCAGGGCCUCAAAAUGGGACAAUAACUGGAGCGAUAUCAGAACCAACAUCACUAAUGGUGGGCAUGGGGGUUUCAGCUGGACCGAUUCCAGAGGACUUCUUUCAAAAUACAAUAUCUUCCUUUCAAGCUGCAGCAUCUUUACCUUCUGUUGCUGCAUACAAUCAAUCCCAAAAUCAAAUGUUUCAGGGUACAGCGAGCAAUAGAGUGCCCCCUAACAAUCAAGGGCUGCCUGUCGAUUUUGGUCUUCCUGGGGGUGGUGUACCUCCUCAAAUUCCAGAGUCUACUAGCAUGGCUUCUAGUUUGUAUGUGGAUGGUACACCUCCACAAUUUGUGGGCCUUCCUGAUGGUGGUGUACCCCCAGUAUCAGUCUCAUCAACGCCUCUUGAUACCUCUGUUUUAGAGCUUGCAAGUAAGAACACCGCCGAAACCCAAGUAUCUGGUCUUGGAGCAGGUGUCAGCAAAACUCCUGGUCGUCCUGGCUCGCCGCCUAUAGUUGUACGACCGGGGCAGGUGCCUCGUGGAGCUGCAGCAUCAAAGUGCUUUAAAGCUGGGGUUGCUCAUCUUGAACAGAACCAACUUUCAGAUGCCAUGUCCUGUCUAGAUGAGGCUUUCCUGGCAUUGGCAAAAGAUCAGUCGCUUGGGCGUGACAUUAAGGCUCAAGCUGCUAUUUGUGCGCAGUACAAGAUUGCCGUUUCAAUACUUCAGGAAAUUGUUCGUCUACAGCGGGUUCAAGGGCCUAGUGCUGUUAGUGCAAAGGAGGAAAUGGCCAGGCUUUCUCGUCAUCUUGGUACUUUGCCUCUUCUUGCUAAGCACCGAAUAAGUUGCAUUCGAACUGCUAUAAAAAGAAACAUGGAUGUGCAGAACUAUGCAUUUGCAAAAUCCAUGCUUGAUCUUCUUCUCUCAAAGGCCCCUCCCAACAAACAGGAUGAGCUUAGAAGCUUGAUAAGUGUAUGCAUGCAAAGGGGUCUAACUGACAAAUCCAUUGAUCCAGCAGAAGAUGCAUCACAAUUUUGUGCAGCAACUCUUGGUCGCUUGCCUACAAUAGGGCAUGAUGCUUGUGAUUUAUGUGGUGCCAAAUUCUCAGCUCUUUCAUCACCAGGCUGUAUAAUAUGUGGCAUGGGCAGUAUCAAGAGGUCUGAUGCAGUCUCAGGUCCAGUUCCCUCACCAUUUGGUUAAGAGGUGGAAACAAUGGACCAUGUUUUGUUGAGUGAGUCAUAAUAGUCUUGUCUAAUGCAAUAAUUCCCAGGUAAGGAACUCUAUGUAAUAUGGUAAUGGGUACAUUGAUUGGUAAAAGUGCUAUUGCGAUUAAUCUGCCAUCUGACGAGCCAGUAGCAUAUGUAGUUAGUGAGGUAGAGUGUGAUUGGAAGAUGGUGAAAAUGUGAUUUGAAUCUGAGAUUUAAAGGCUUUCAUAUCAUAAGCUUCGUCUUUGUAAUAUUAUACUAUUCUGUAAUGCAUUUUUGUGCAUAAACUGUUUUGAGUUUCUUCGUCUCUUACUAGAGAAGACAGAGGGUGCUCCAAUUGGGAAA
This is a messenger RNA of Cryptomeria japonica (Japanese cedar), 5376 nucleotides long. RefSeq lists its product as uncharacterized. Gene Ontology annotation, molecular function: protein binding. The record is from RefSeq and is a predicted model, not a curated record. Gene Ontology annotation, biological process: autophagosome assembly. The transcript is spliced from 24 exons. NCBI's taxonomy places the organism in Eukaryota, Viridiplantae, Streptophyta, Pinopsida, Cupressales, Cupressaceae. The coding region runs from base 158 to 5026 and encodes 1622 amino acids. Gene Ontology annotation, cellular component: autophagosome membrane.